GGAGCUGCCCUGCGCCUCGGCAGCGCCCGCUCCGCCUCCUGCCGCGGGCGCGGCCACCGGGCUGCGGCCCCGGCCGAGCGGGGAGCCCGGAGGCCGCCGCCGGGGCUCGGCGGGGGGGGGGGGUGGGGGAAGGGGAAGGUGAUGCUCGGCCGCGCUCCGCGCAGCAUCCUGCCGCCCGGGCGUCCCGCGGCGCGGGGGCUGGGGGGAGCGGGGCGGCGAGCCCGCCGGUAGCCCCGUGCUGGGGUCGCUCCUGGCAGCGGGACCCCCACACGCACCAUCACCCCGCUCCGCGGGAGCUCCGGCCCCUGCGCCCGCCCCCCACCCCCCCCCGCGGAGGAUGCUCCUGGGCGGUGGCCGGACCCCCGCCCGCUGCCCGGCCUGCGGCUCCCGCCUCCCGGCGCUGUCCCGGGGGCCGGCGGCCAGGCCCGGGCACCGCGUCCUGGGCGGCGGUUCUCGGCCUCCGCAGGGCAGCAUGAUCCCCCGGCGGGGGCCCGGCGCUCCAGGGACGGCGAGAGAGGAGGAAGCCCCGGGGCCGUGCUCUGCCUUUGGCCGGCAGCUCUAGGCCGGCUCUCCGGCCGGGAUGCGAAGGUACCGGUGAGGCUGGUUCUGUUCCCAGGACAACCCGCGGAGCUUCUGGCGGCCGCGGGUCCCGCGUGGCUGUGGGCGCUGCCCCGAGCACCCCACCCGGGGGGCAGGAAAGAGCCGCCGUCAGCAUCCCUCGGGAGGCGAAAGGUGGAGCCCGGCCCGUUCCCGCAGAGCAUCCAUUCCUGCUUCCCCCGGGUCGGCCCCGUCCCGGCGCGGUGCUGCCGCCUGCCCCGGGGCUCUGGGGCCGGCUGCCCCCCCGUGUCCCCCGCCCCGGGGCAGCCAUGCCCUCCCCCAGCGAUUCCAGCCGCUCGCUGACCGGCCGCACGUCUCGCAGCCUCACCCACCUCCGCGUCCAGCGGACCUGGCUGCAGAUCCUGCUGGUGCUGGGCUUCAUCCAAGUGAUCCUGGGUGUCCUGAUCGUCACCUUCAGCCUGGUGGCAGCCACCAUCACACCCUCCAGCAAGAUCCGGCACUCCUGCCCGUCCUGGGCCGGCUUCUCGCUGGCGCUGUCAGGGCUCAUCGGCAUCGUCUCCUGGAAGCGGCCGCUCACCCUGGUGAUCACCUUCUUCACGCUGCUGUCGGUGCUGGGCGUCAUGCUGAGCCUCGCUGGGUCCAUCCUGUCCUGUCAGAACGCGCAGCUGGUGAAGUCUUUGGAGGCCUGUGAGAGGGACAGGGACUCGUGUAUCUGCUGCCAGGCCCACUUGGAGCCCCCCCCAGCCUCCUGCAGCCGGCAGAGCGAGAUGCUGACCAUGUUCCCCAACCCCGACUGCCGGAGCAUCCGCAUGGCGCUCAAGGACCUCCUCUUCAGCGUCUGUGGCUUGACCAUCUUUUCCACCAUCAUCUGCACGCUCUCUGCUGUUGUGUGCUGCAUCCAGAUCUUCUCCCUCGACAUUGUUCAUGUGCUGGUCCCCCAGCGCUCGAGCUCCGUGACGCUGGAAUGCACGUCCCCCCCCGACACCUUUCUGCAGAGCAUGAUGGACUUUGAGGAGUUUGUGCCCCCGGUGCCGCCACCCCCCUACUACCCACCUGAGUACACCUGCAGCUCCGAGACCGAUGCGCAGAGCAUCACCUACAACGGCUCCAUGGACAGCCCUGUGCCCCUCUACCCAACUGACUUCCCCCCUUCGUAUGAGACCGUGAUGGGGCUGAGGGGAGACAGCCAGGCCACCCUGUUUGACUCGCAGCUGACGGACGGCUCGCACGCCUGCACCUGCGACCGCGUCCCCUCCAUCGUGCUCAGCGGAGAAGUGUCCAUGGACAGCGGGUCCCUGAUCAUGUCUGAGAUCAUGGACAUCCCCGGGGACAGCAGCCCCUCGGAGGACUCGUGCCUCCUGGAGCUGCAGGGCUCCAUGCGCUCCGUCGAUUACGUCCUCUUCCGCUCCAUCCAGCGCAGCCGUGCGGACUACUGCCUGAGCGUGGACUGCGUGCAGUGCAGCCACCACGCGCGCAGCCCCACGCUGGGCUUACAGGGGCCCUUCGAGGAGACACCCCAGCCCCGGGUGCGGGGGGAGCGCUCCUACUCCUGCUCCACGGCGGAGCCUGGCCACAAUGGCAUCUUGGUGGGGGGAGCCGUCACCCACAGCUGCAAUCGCCUGGAGGGGUUGGCCCGCUGCAUCGGCCCCUGCUUCCCUGAGGUGCGGCUCAAGGAGAAGAGCUCGCUGCAGGGGCGCGGGGGUGGCCGCUCUGCGGGGCCCAGCACCGGGCGCCUCUGCCACCCACGGCGCAACAGCGAGACCUCCUGCCCCUCAUCCCCGGCCCCGGGGCUGAGCCAGCGCCUGCUCGUGAGGUCGCACAGUGACCCCGGUGUCCUGAUGGCCAGCCAUGCUGCAGAUUUCAGGGAAGUACUUUAUACCAAAGCACUGGAGGACACCGUGUCCAACUCCUCUGCGGAUACAGGGCUGUGCUCGGAGGCCUGCCUGCUCCGCCGUUCACACUGUGACUCCCCGCCGCUGCUCCGGGCCAGCUCGGUGGGGAAGAGCAAGCUGCUGCCCUCCAAGAAGGUGACACAGCAGCUGUCGAAGACAACCACCCGUUCGCUGGGGGACCUCAAGGUCUGCCGGGGCACCCGUGGGCUGGUGGCCAGGUUCCUGCAGAGGCCCAAGCGCAGCCCGGCAGCUGGCGUGGAAGUGCCUGGGCACAGCUCCCAGCGCCACAAGCAGGUUCCCUGGAGCGCCUGGUCGGGAGCAGAGCGUCCCCAUGAAGGCAUCCACCUGCAGAGCUGCGGGGAUCUGAGCUCCACCUCGUCCCUGCGACGACUCCUGUCUGCCCGCCGGCUGGAGCGCGGCCGCCCACGGAGCCUCAGCGGGACCUGCAAGGAGAGUGUCCUCUGAUGGUGCACCCCCCCACCCGCGGCACAGCCUCCGCAGGGACCCUCCCUGUGCCCCGGUGUGGAGAAGGGGGUCCCACUCUGGGCCAGGGCCCUCGGACAUUGCUCAGACAUUGUUGCUGCUCCAGCAGGGCUGGGUCCCUGCGCCACUGCCCUGGGGCCUCCUGCGCCCCUUCCCCAGGCGGGGCCAGGGCGAGGGGCUGGUCCCCUGGGGUGUCUGCUGGGGGGCCAAGAUGGCCAUACCUGUCCCCUGCGCUGGCCGUGCCUGUCCCCUGCCCUGUGCCAGCUGUGCCUGUCCCCUGGGAUGGCCAUGUCCAUCCCUUGCCCUGUCCCCCGUGCCGGCUGUGCCUGCCCGUGUGCCCGCCGUGCCUGUCCCCUGGGAUGGCCAUGUCCAUCCCCUGCCCUGUCCCCCGUGCCAGCUGUGCCUGCCCCUGUGCCCGCCGUGCCUGUGCCCUGGGAUGGCUGCGCCUGUCCCCUCCCGCGCUGGCCGUGCCUGUCCCCUGCCCCGUCCCCUGUGCCAGCCGUGCCUGUAACCCGGGACGGCCAUGCCUGUCCCCCGCAUCGGCCGUGCCCAUGCCCUGUGCUGGCCAGGCUCGUCCCCUGCCCUGUCCCCCUACCCUGGCCGUGCCUGUCCUCAGCCCCGUCCCCGCUCCCCUGCGCUGGCCGUGACCCGGCUCCUGCCUGGCUCCCCCCGGGGCCGGGCCCGCGGCGUUCCCAGCCGCGCUGCCCCUCGCUACAGACCGAAUAAAGGUGGUGGCCGCCC
Molecule: messenger RNA, 3674 nt
Organism: Tyto alba (common barn owl)
Lineage: Eukaryota; Metazoa; Chordata; Aves; Strigiformes; Tytonidae
Gene: ENTREP3
Product: family with sequence similarity 189 member B
Exons: 12
Coding region: 867-2915 (682 amino acids)
Cellular component (GO): membrane
Source: RefSeq, a predicted model, not a curated record